Messenger RNA from Phyllotreta striolata, 434 nucleotides. Lineage: Eukaryota; Metazoa; Arthropoda; Insecta; Coleoptera; Chrysomelidae. The record is from the annotation of a GenBank genome assembly.
CGGUCUACCACUGAUAGAAGCGGGUCACGGUUAUAAAUAAAUAUUUUGAUGUAUUUUCAUUAAACGAAAAGUGUUAAAAUGGCUAGAUAUUACACUAUUGUGUUAUUGCUUUCAUUGGUGGUAUUGGUAAAUUGCGCCAAGGGAGAAAUGAUGUCUUAUGGCGAUUUUUUUAAAACCAAUUUGGAACAAACCACUGAAUCGCCGAAGGAAGCUCACAUUAUCAAUGUAAAGUGCAAGUUUGGAUACAUUCUCGUACACAGAAAGUGCAGGAAGGUAUUUUAGUAAGAAAUUCUGCAACUGAUGUAAAACGAAAGAAGCCAUUAUUAAAUUAUUAUAGAACGUUAAUUUAUUCUAGACUUUAGUACUACAACCGAUUAGGCAAUAAGUUUUAUCUUUUGUAAAUAAUUACUUAAAACGAAACAUUUGUGUUUUUU